Messenger RNA from Galendromus occidentalis (western predatory mite), 1881 nucleotides. Its product is annotated as CLK4-associating serine/arginine rich protein. The transcript is spliced from 8 exons. The coding region runs from base 1 to 1881 and encodes 626 amino acids. The record is from RefSeq and is a predicted model, not a curated record. Lineage: Eukaryota; Metazoa; Arthropoda; Arachnida; Mesostigmata; Phytoseiidae.
AUGUGGAGCGAGGCGCGCAAGCAGGAGAAAAAGUUGCGCGGCAUGAUGAUCGACUACAAGAAAAGAGCCGAGAGACGUCGAGAGUAUUACGAUAAGAUCAAGACGGAUCCUGCCCAGUUCAUGCAACUCCAUGGCAGGGCUUUGAAAAUCCACAUCGACCCGGUCAUAGCUCAGCAGGCGGAGGCGGCUUCAACCAUGAUGCCUUGGCAGGGCAAUCCUGACACCAUCAUCGAUCGUUUCGACGUGCGGGCACAUCUCGAUGUCAUCCCGGAGUACAAGGAUACGCCUCAAGAGGUGGACGAGUUGGAGUCGAAGAUCAACUAUGAACGCUACAGGAUUCUUGUGCAGAACGACUAUUCCGAUGUCAAAGAGAACAAAUUUUUGCAUCAGAUCUACCUCGAAGAAAGGUUCGGAGGUUCGGUGCAGAAAAAGCAGGAUAUCGAAGCCGAGAAGAGGAAAUUGUCCGAGAAGAAGGCGGCCAUCGGAUACCAUUAUGAAGACAGCGAGAACGCGCCGUCGAUCCCUGAUGAACAGAAGGGCGGAGACGAGGACAAUGAGGAAGAGGCAUCCGAAGAGGAGAUCGAUCUCGACAUCGCGUUCGACGUCGAUCAAAUUCCUCCAGAACAGGCUCGGGAAAUGAAUGCUCUGUCGACCACUUAUGGGCUGGCGGGCACUGAGUUCAUUGACCAGCUGGUCCAGGACAAAGCGGACCUCGAGGCGCUCCGAGAGGCUCGUGCCGUCGAGGAGGAACGUGCAGCAGGUCGCAGGAAUCGCAGGGAUAGACGCAGGGCUCGAGAGCAGGCUCGAGCGAGAGACCUCAACACGAUCCGAACUGGAGACAUCGGAAUCUCGAUGGGACUUCCCGCCUACGCAGCCGUUCCCGUCGAAAACGAUGACGAAGAGCAAGCCAAAAUACUCCUUCGGGAAAAGUCCAGUUCGCGAUCGCCGUCUCCCGAUCACAAAGACAGGGUUUGCUUCAUAACAUCGUUCGGAGGCGACUCUGGUGACGAAGUGAAAUUGUCUCCAGUCCGACGAAAUAAAUCGAGGAGCCGCAGUCCUCGGAAAUCUCGCCGGAGACGCUCGUCGACGUCUUCGAGUGACGAUUCGGUAUCCUCGAGGGAAAGACGAAGACGGAAAGCAAGGCGAGGGAACCAGAGAAAAUCUUCAUCCAGCAGCAGCAGCUCACGGAGUCGGAAAAGGUCGACAUCGCCAAAACCAGGACCGAAGUUACCGACUCCGCCGCGGAGAUCCUACUAUCGACAUGACUUGAAAUCGGACGCCUCUUCAGAUGGAUUUUCGCAGGACGAGUCCGUCAGCCAGUCCUCUGACAGGAAGGAUUCAAUGAAUCAUCAUCGUACCGCUAAAAGGUCCGCUGACACGAACAGCAGACCGCUGGGUAAACUCACUCCCCAGGAAAGACUACGGCGAAAGAUGCAAGCGAUGCUACGAAAAACUCAUCAGACCGAUCAGCUAGCUCGGUUGGAAAAAGAAGAAAAGGCUCGAGAAGAAAGACAGCACCGAGAGGAACUUCUGAAAGAACACCUCGCGAAAUAUCGCCCUGAAGAUCGUUACGACUCCGGAAGCGAAAGUGAAACUCAGAGACGGCGGAGCUCGAGCCGAGAGAGAAGUCGAAGUCGAGAAAGGAGCCGCAGUCGGAGCCGUGAGAGAAGACGGAACCGGCGAUCCAGAAGUCACGGGCGCUUUGAGAAGAACAGGAGUCGGAGUCGAGAACGCAGGAAGUCCAGAAAAUCCCGCUCCAGGUCCAGAUCACGGAGUAGGAAAAAUUCGCGAGAGCGGCGCGACAGCUCGAAGGCUCCCCGAAGCCGUAGCGUGAGCUACCUACCGCUGGGAACUUAUCGAAAAUAUUCCGCGAGGAAUUGA